UGUUGGGAGGUGUCUCUGAGCUGGGGGUGUUUGUGUCCUUCCCCAGUCAAUAUAAAAGUUUCCCUUGUGCUGGAGCCAGAGAUCAGCCGGGGCCCCUCUGUGCCAGGGACAUCGUUGUUCAGCCUCCCCCCAGGACCCCCGUGAAUGGAACAUCUGCUCCUCAGCCCAGACCCUCACAUUCCUCCCCUUUACGUCACUGCCUGGGGCUCUCGCUGAUUAAAGGAGAACUUGCACAGAAAGUUUGUGAGAGACACAGGGGUCCCACCGGAGCGACUCCCAGUCUGACAGGGGACAACGGCUCUGCAGGGAGGGGGCAUCACUCGUCUGGGACACUCACCACUUGGACUGAUAAUAAGGGAGAACCUGGUCCAGAGCCCUGGGGUGCAAAAGAGCAACUGAUCCAGGAGCUGCACCCCCACCAGAGAAGCCCCCAGUCUGUGCUACAAUGUGGCCCUCAGAGUCCACCUUCCGAUGACAGAAGAUCCCACCCAUAGCACCCACUUAAGCAGCACUUUCCUGGGGGGCAGCAGAGUAUGCCAGCGGCAGAAUGCUAGCACGGAAGAGCAUCAUUCCAGAAGAAUAUGUCCUAGCCAGAAUUGCAGCUGAGAAUCUACGGAAGCCAAGAGUCCAUGACCACCAGCGCAAAGCCAGAUUUGUAGCCAAGAGCGGGGCCUGCAAUGUGGCUCACAAAAACAUCCGGGAACAAGGGCGCUUUCUGCAGGACGUCUUCACCACCUUGGUCGACCUGAAAUGGCGGCACACACUGGUCAUCUUCACCAUGUCCUUCCUCUGCAGCUGGUUGCUCUUUGCCAUGAUGUGGUGGCUGGUGGCUUUUGCACAUGGAGACAUGGACAUCAAGGACAACAUCAAGAACCUGGAGCCAUGCGUGACCAAUGUCAAGUCCUUCACGUCGGCCUUUCUCUUCUCCAUCGAGGUGCAAGUGACUAUUGGCUUUGGAGGGAGGAUGAUGACGGAAGAAUGCCCCCUGGCCAUCACCCUUUUGAUGAUGCAAAACAUUGUGGGUUUAAUUGUCAACGCCAUCAUGUUGGGGUGCAUUUUUAUGAAGACGGCGCAGUCCCACCGGCGGGCCGAGACCCUGAUAUUCAGCCGCCAUGCUGUCAUUGCCGUGAGGAACAACCGACUUUGCUUCAUGUUCCGGGUCGGAGACCUGCGCAAGAGCAUGAUCAUCAGCGCCUCGGUGCGCAUACAGGUGGUGAGGAAAACUGUCACCCCGGAAGGCGAGGUCAUUCCCAUUCACCAAAUCGACAUUCCGGUGGAAAAUCACAUUGAUAGCAAUAAUAUUUUUCUCGUAUCCCCCCUGAUUAUUUGCCACGUGAUAGACAAGAGGAGCCCAUUAUACGAGAUUUCUUAUUCCGAUUUGUCGACUCAGGACUUGGAAGUGAUCGUUAUCCUGGAAGGAGUGGUGGAAACCACCGGAAUCACCACCCAAGCCAGAACGUCCUACGUCGCCGACGAAAUCCGCUGGGGUCAUCGCUUUGUGUCCAUCGUGACGGAGGAAGAAGGAGUCUACUCAGUGGAUUACUCCAAGUUUGGGAACAUAGUGAAAGUGGCGGCUCCGCAAUGCAGCGCCAGAGAGUUGGACGAAAAGCCCUCCAUUCUGAUCCAAACCCUACAAAAGAGCGAACUCUCCCACCAGAACUCGCUGAGGAAACGCAAUUCCAUGAGACGCAACAACUCCAUGAGAAGGAACAACUCAAUGAGACGCAACAACUCGGGCCUGAUAAUGCCCAAAGUCCAGUUUUUGGCACCAGAGCAGAUUGAUACUUGAUACAGAUUUGUACUUACAUUUCUACCCAUGUGACAUUGGACAAAAAGGGAACUAUUGCCAUUUAUUACCCUACUUUUUAAUCCCUGUCCUCCGAGCUGCCCCGCCCCCUAGUGAUGUCACUGACUGACAGAAAGCGAGCCUUGGCAUCUUGUUAGAUAGGCUUUACAGCAGUGAUAUGGGAUUAUGCAGUAGGAUAAUGAAUGAUGAUAGUAUAUCUUUUAUAUAUUUAUUCGAUUGUAUAUACAGAGCACAAGAUGAUUGGGAUACAGGCUGCAGGCUUGAGACAUUAGGCACUUUCAAUAAACCGUUAACACUCAGGUUA
Messenger RNA from Xenopus laevis (African clawed frog), 2111 nucleotides. It is a transcript of the gene kcnj8.S, whose product is annotated as potassium inwardly rectifying channel subfamily J member 8 S homeolog. The record is from RefSeq and is a predicted model, not a curated record. The coding region runs from base 548 to 1789 and encodes 413 amino acids. The transcript is spliced from 3 exons. Gene Ontology annotation, cellular component: potassium channel complex; membrane; plasma membrane. Gene Ontology annotation, biological process: potassium ion import across plasma membrane; regulation of monoatomic ion transmembrane transport; potassium ion transmembrane transport. Gene Ontology annotation, molecular function: ATP-activated inward rectifier potassium channel activity; inward rectifier potassium channel activity. NCBI's taxonomy places the organism in Eukaryota, Metazoa, Chordata, Amphibia, Anura, Pipidae.